This is a messenger RNA of Sturnus vulgaris (Common starling), 6513 nucleotides long. The record is from RefSeq and is a predicted model, not a curated record. Lineage: Eukaryota; Metazoa; Chordata; Aves; Passeriformes; Sturnidae.
UACUUUACUCACUGGUGUGAAGAAAGAGCAAGAGGACUUUCUUUUCCUGUGACAAACAGGAAGCUCCUUCUGCUGUAGCUGGAGGAGAACUGACACUUGUUCCCUGAAAACAGGAAGCUGGACUUGGGAUAAUGUUUUGUUUUGCUGCUCCAUUUCUUUUCCUUUUUUGCCCAAGCUACCUUCUGUUUCUGUUCACUGCAUGUAACAAAUGGGCAUGUUGUCAAAGGCCUUUCCCCACUACCCACUCUUCUAGGUCAGUGGCUUUACAGUGGUAUUUCACUAAAAAACACACAUUAUCUGAGAUCCUGACAGCCAGGUGUCAGAUGUACUACAAACUGCAUCACCUCAUUGUUAAGGUGUCGGUGAGUUGUGGUGAUGGGCAAACCUCAGGUCAUCCUACUCAAUCAUUCUUCUCUAUCUAAACAACACUCAGCCACCCUACUUUUGUGCAUCUGUGGUAUGCUGUCCCUUUACAUGCAGAGCUGCCUGUGUGGCUGUGUUCUGGGAAAGAGAUUUCUCCAUUCCUUUUGUGCUGGAGAGCAAUAUGCACAGUCUAAUCUCACUGAUGAGAUACAGAUCUAGCUCUGGAUCAGCCCUAAUUCAAGGUAAGAAGGCCAACCUUUUGGCAUCAUUCACCCAUCCAGGGUGGUUGUGCUCUGGACUGGAUCCCAGUCACUCUUACAAUAAGGUACCAUGAAUGUUUCAUUGCUUCAUGUAUUAUGUGCAGAUUGGAGCAGGAAGAGAUUUAUCAAACUAUUCUGCCCUGAUAACUGGAAAGCUGAGCAGAGCAUGUGCUGUAAGCAUGAACCUUUGGGAAUUGGAGUGGAAGCCUGUAUAUGGGUACAAUCACACUGGGACACAAUUCUUUGAGAUUAAGAAGAGCAGACCUCUGACUGGGCUGAUGGACCUGGCCAAAGAAAUGACCAAAGAGGCCCUGCCAAUAAAAUGCCUGGAAGCUGUGAUCCUGGGAAUUUACCUCACCAACAACAUGACCACACUGGACCGUUUUCCCAUCAGCUUCAAAACCCACUUCUCAGGGAACUACUUCCGACACAUCGUGCUGGGGGUGAACUUUGGCGGCCGCUAUGGGGCACUGGGCAUCAGCCGACGUGAGGAACUUAUGUACAAAGCACCUGUCUUCCGCACACUGAGCGAACUCAUCUUUGACUUUGAGGAGGCCUAUCGCCGCUGCUGGCACACUCUGAAAAAGGUGAAGCUGGGCCACUGUGUGUCCCAUGACCCACACAGUGUGGAGCAGAUUGAGUGGAAGCACUCCAUCCUGGAUCUAGACAAGCUGACCCGUGAAGACUUUCGCAAAGAGCUUGAGAGACAUGCCCGUGAUAUGAGGCUGAAGAUUGGGAAAGGAACUGGACCACCGUCUCCCACCAAGGACAGAAAGAAAGAUGUCUCCUCCCCACAAAGAGGUCAGGCCAGCCCCCAUCGGCGAAACAGCCGUGGGGACCGACGGCCAUCUGGUGAGAAGAAGCCUGCCGAUUCCAAAGCCAUGCCAGACCUCAAUGGGUACCAGAUCCGGGUGUGAAGAGAGCUGUGCCUUGUGUGCCUGGCUCCACGGACUUUUUGCUGGCCACAGUUGGGACCUGGAUCCACCUGCAGUGAUUCUGACAAAUGGGACAGGGGAGUGGGAGCAAAAGAAUGCUGAUUUUCCCAGGUACUUACUAGUGGGCCAGUCCCAGUGCUGGAUCCCAUGGGUCCCAGAGGAUUCGCCUGCCUGUUUCUGGGAGAGGUGACCAUCCUAAUUCACUUAAGUAUUUUUAAAAAAAGAAAAAAAGAAGAAAAAAAAAGAAAAAAAUCUGUACAAUAGUGGGAGUUUGCUUCAGGAAGAAUACUAAGUGAGUGGGGUCAGUGGACUUGCUAUCUUUGCCUUGACAGCAAGUAGAUGAAGCAUUCUUGUCAACAGUACUUCUUCCCUGUCUGCACAGAAGUCUUCAACCCCUGCAAGGCCUGCAGGGCUGCUGGAGAAAUGAUGCUGGAAUGGGAUGGCCCUUGAAUCUUGUACAAAAACUCCUGGUUUUGUCAUUAUGAACACUUUGUUUAUCAUCAUCUCUCUUGUGAGAGAUAGGUCUGAAUUUGCUCAGCCUGAUUUAUUGACCAUACAAAGUCUUCUCAUCCAGAAAAAACACAUCUUGUAUGUUUAGUCCUGCCUAUUUCAAAGCAUUUCAUUAUCUCUGAAGGGGCAGACAGUGGAAUGCUGGUGACCUGUUGCUGUAGGUCCUUUGGUGGUUGAGUGGAUCAGGAUAUGCCUAUACCACUGCUACAUGAAAACAGGCACAGAGACCUCGAUUGUUCCAGCAGUGGAGAUGGGGCAGAUGGGGCUAGUGGAAAAACUGAACUUCACAUCGUCUCUUCAUCAGUCUUCUCUCGAUUAACUUCUAGUGGCUGCUGCUCAGAAAGCUUGUGGCAGGCACUUCAGUCACUGAGGUACGAGUUUUAAGAGUAAAUAGUUAAAGAAGGAUGUAAUAAUGUGAACAGGUUUUACAAGCGUUUUUCCCUUUCCACAAGGCUCUUGCUCCUUCGUCCCUGUAGUGUUAGUGCCAGAGUUACAUACACCUGUUUGUGAGAAGCUCUGCUGGAGGAAAUUGUGGCUGCUUUCCUGACAGCUCACCCUGGAGCCUCCUGAAAGCAGUUCCCAACCCCAAUGUUGUGCUUGUGUUCUGGCUCUUUGGAUAGCUGCAGUAUGUAACAGCUUCGCUUACAAUAACCUUCCCCAAAGGGCUAGGCUGGGCCUUUCUGCCAUUUGUGGCCUUGACUUCCUGUGCUUCUUUUGGUCAGUGUUGUACUGCUGAUUAAGCAGUGUAAUGCUUGUCAGAAAUCGGGAGUGUUGUCAAACCUCUCUGUUUGAGGCCUUGGGCAUGAGAACAGUGGGAUUUCCAGAAGUCAGAACAGCAUGGUCUUAAAGUGAUUUGGAUGCAUAGAUCUAGGGGAUGCAAAAACUGAGACUGAAAGUGGAAGUAUCCUGGAGAGAAGUCUUGUUUUAUCACAGCACUGACAAGGAGCUAAACUUUCUGAAAUACCACAUAUUUAAUUUUGUUAGAACCAGGCUUAUUCUUUCCUUUCUUUGUUAGAAACAUAAUGUAACUUAGCUCUACUAGUUUUUUUGUUGGAGUAUUCCUGUGCCACAUCCUCAUAAUAAGCAGAGCUAUUUUGGUGGCAGAGAAUGGGUUCUUAACCCCAAACAAAUCAGCUCUUCUGCCUAGUUAAAGCAGUUAAUCCUCAAAGCACCACCCGCAAGCUAUUUAAUUCACGCCUUACAGGUUCCUAAUUGUACAUCCUUAACUGUGAUGUAACUUGCAAGGUACAUCCAUACCACUGCAGUCGGUCCUUCCAAUCUCCCUCUGUAGUCUGUUUUCUGCUGUGUUGUACAGCCAGGAGGAAAAUCUGUAAGAAGGUGUCAGAACUUGCUGCUGAGCCAAGAGGUUAAUCCAGAAGAGGAUGUCAGUUUCCACAGUGCAGUGCAACACCUGUCCACUCCCUUAUAUUCCAGCUACAUGCAACAAUUGAAGUUUGUGAGCAGCAGUGAGCCAAGCACCCAUUUGAAUGUGUCCUCUGGUCAUUUUUGUGUGGCUGUAAAUUAACAUAUUUAGUGUCUGGUUGCUAACAAUGACGUUAGCUGUAAAGGCACUACAGUUAUAAAAUAACAUGGGCCACUUGGAAGCCACAAACUGCCUUUGCAUAAUGUUUGCUAUGCACCAGACUGAAAGUUCAGAUGCCACUGUGAAUCAUAUGAAAAAUACAAGCACCAGUCAGCAAGAGAGAACUGACUGUCAGGUUUUAUUAAAGAGGAUGAAAUCCAGAAUUUUAAAAAAAUUAUAAAAGAUGCCUAGAAUGCAUCUUCACCAUGACUUUGUUUAGUCAAUUGGUUAGUUAUUUCAGAGUAACUGGAGAGGUUUUGAGAGUAAUUAGUAGGUUAAUACAGAGAACACUGAAUAACUGGACAGACUUGAGCUUUUUUAGAUGAAAAGGGGAAAUGUGGGGUGUGAGGAAGACUUUACAACAAAUGAGACAAAUGAGGGGUCAGCUGCAAGUUAAUGAUGUUUUCUUGAGAGCAGAGCAACAGGGGUGUUCAGCAGUGUUAGAUCACCAAGGCAGAAUGGAUUAAAACAAAAUGCUUUGUUUGACCUUGUAAUUAAGUGUUUUCCUGCAGGAUGUAACUGAGGCCAGUAGCUUAAAAAACCAAAGGAAAUGGGUGUUUAAGAUAUGAAUGACAGGUAGAGUUCAAGGUCUCUUAAUCCUCAGCUGCAGCUAGACAAGAACAUCCUCUUUCAAGAUUUAGUUGCACACUUAUGUAUGUUAGGAAGUAUUUAAUUCUUUGCUUGUAUCUAACGUUGAUUAACUUCUCAAGGUGGACACAGGAGGAGACAAGUGCACUCUGCUAGGGUUACUAUUUCAAACCUUCUACUGUGUUGUAGAAUUCCUGCUCCUUACUGUUUCUGUAUCUCCAGUUUAGCAGGUGGUACAAGAAACUGGAAAAGGACCAUAGAAUUCUCCCCUUGCUCUUGCUCCCCCCAUCCUGGUAACAGGAUGAAUCACUUCAAUACAAAGCUUUGUUUCCUUCCUAACAAACAAGACCACAUUCUUCCAUGACAGAGAGGAUUAAUGCAAUCUAGCUUUAUUCUGUAAGAAACCUGAGGGUACAGUGCAAGACAAACUUUAGCACUUCAACUUCUUUCCUCCCCCAUCUACUUGCUCUGGUUUCUGGUUUGCCUUUAACCAUAAGGAAAAAAGGCUGGUGAUGAAAGUCUUUUCACUUCUGCAGGCUUUAAAGCUACAGAGGAGGAAUGACAAUGUAACUCAUACUCCUUUAGUGCCUGCAGAACAAGGAAGAUGGAUCUCAAGGAGUCCUAUUAAUUUUUUAAUGUUAAACAUUAAUAGAGUCGCUCAUGUAAGCUCUGUGAUGUAAAUUUCAGUGUUCAAUAGGUCUCACCUGAUGUCUGUUCUGCAGUACAAGUCCUGUGAACUCUGGAAAGGAAGCUUGUUCAUACACUAGGAAUGGAUAGACACUGCCUGCAUUGUACGUAAAGCCGAAGUGAGCUUUGAAAGACUUCAACAAAUGCUGACCUAUUACUGGCGAAACUAUUCUAAAUGUAAUGCAAACCUUGAAAUAAGAGCCCCUCUUUAUACUUUUAUGUAGACAAGUCCCUUGAUACCUGGCCAACUGCAAUUUUUUAAUGGGCGAUUCAUUAGUGAGCAAAACUUUGUGCUACAGCAUCACUGAUACAAACUUUGUAUAUUAAAGAGCAGGGUUGGGUGUCCAUCAGCGUGACACGCUAACUUUUUUUUUUAACUGGUAGAAGCUAAAGGAGUCAUUAGGAACGUAAGGUGUGUUAGCAAGUGUUUUAAGUGGGAGUGGAGUGCUUUUUUUCAGUUACUAUUUUACCUGUGGGCCAGGGUAUGGGUCAGAACAUAGUUUCUAUCAGAAUAAAUGACUCCAGAACUGUACAUGUGUUCACGUAGUAGCUGUAUUGCUGUUUUCAAAUCUGCUUAACACGAUGAAUCUUAAGUAUUUCAGGUGAAAGCCUUAAUCAGGUGCCUGCCCCCUAAGGUAGGCUCAUGUGUGGUGUAGUAUAGACUGGAACAUGACUGUCCUUAAAAAUUCAGAGUUUAAGAAACCGUAACGAACAGAAGUUUCUGUUUGCCAAAGGACAAGAGUCUGGAUUAGAUUGGCUUGACCUUGCUCCAGUGGCUCUGGCUAAUCACGUUGGGUGGUUGCUUUAGCUGCCUGCUUCUUCUGAGUGAAGUAUUUCAAGUGGUCCUGAUGCUUGAACAGUAGAUACGGGCAGAGGGUGUUCCAGGUAUACUGUGUGUGCAAGUGUAGCUGAAAUAACACCACACAUUCCAGUGGCCUUGCACUGUUGUCCUGACAACAUUUAGACCUGCAUUAUGGAUUUAUAAUUUUACUUAAUAAAGCAAGUGCUAUUCUGGCUUGAUAUUUGCUCUCCCAGAGCAAGGUGGAGAUGACUCAUCUACAGCCAAGCUGAACUCCUUAGGGAAUUUAAUAUUUUUGUGUGUCUUCUGAGCAGGUGUUUACUUGUAUCACAACCACACUCAUUCAGUGGUGCCCUGGCCCUUUCUGCUCAAGAGCAACUCUGUUUAGGCCCAGAAGGCUACUGAAUCCCCCAUGAUCUCUGCAGAGCAGAGUUUCCCUCCAGGUCAGGGUUGAGAUGGUGCUAGCGGGACCAGAGCAGUCCCCUUCCAUGCACAUCAGUAUUCUACUCCAGCACUGAUAGGGUGCUCUAAAACCAUUUACAUCUUUAUCACUGAUACAGCUCAGAACUAAGAAAUGGAAAAUUUCUUUCUUUAAGAACAGUAUCAUGUGUGUGUUUUUGUAAUUAAUCAGUGUGGUUCUGUUUCUUAUGUAGCCAACACAGAAUUUUUAUUUAGAUUUAGUUUUUACUGCACUUCCCAUGGCCCUCAUGUUGAUACUUCUUCCUGCUUCCUUGGACACUUAAGACAAUAAAAUUCCCUCUGUACUGCUCUCAGCUUGUGCAGAGAAAA